Messenger RNA from Cydia amplana, 1317 nucleotides. It is a transcript of the gene ITP, whose product is annotated as CHH-like protein. Gene Ontology annotation, molecular function: neuropeptide hormone activity. Lineage: Eukaryota; Metazoa; Arthropoda; Insecta; Lepidoptera; Tortricidae. The transcript is spliced from 4 exons. The record is from RefSeq and is a predicted model, not a curated record. Gene Ontology annotation, biological process: circadian rhythm. Gene Ontology annotation, cellular component: extracellular region. The coding region runs from base 362 to 703 and encodes 113 amino acids.
GUUUGUCGUGUUUCCAGUAGUCGAGAUCACGUUUCGCGUUAUUAACGACAUCCUCGCGUGGGUAGUUUUGUCCACCUUGACGUUAAAAGACCGACGGUUGUCGGCAACGAACGAUGUGUCCGUGCGAAAAACGAAAACGAUAACAUUUAGCCCUAAACGUUUCUUACCGAACUCCAGUGUACGGAUGCAGUGUUGAGGAUGCGCCAGUGUCUUCUAUAGGAGGUUGAGUGCUGUGCAGAGUGACGGACAUGCCUGAGUUCCGACGGCUGGCAUCAAGUGUGAAGAAAAAGAAGUCACUUUCGCCGACUCAGUUACUGAGUCAGUCGCACAGUUCCAUUUACUUGAUGCGAUAACGUUUUAGAUGCAUCUAAGCUCAGUACAAUUGGCGUGCGCGCUCCUGACGCUGGCGCUCGCCGCGGCGGGCGCGCCCCCCGCGGCGACGCCGCACCACGUCGCCCGCCGCUCCUUCUUCAACCUCCAGUGCAAGGGCGUCUAUGACGCCGCCAUCUUCGCUCGCCUUGACAGGAUCUGUGACGACUGCUAUAAUCUGUUUAGGGAGGCGCAGCUUUACACUUUAUGCAGGCAAGACUGUUUCACGACAGAGUACUUCAAGGGGUGCGUCGAGGUGUUACAAGAACAAGACCAGCUAGAGCUCUUCAAGACAUAUAUAAAACAGUUACACGGGGCGGAUCCAGGGAUUUAGGGCCAAAUGUUUCACCACGCCCUACUUCAAGGGCUGCAUGGAGUCUCUGUACCUCUACGACGAGGAGGAACAAAUAGAUCAAAUGGUGGACUUCGUCGGACGCUAACGCACUCAACGCCAUCUAGCGCGCGGAGCGGUCAACCAGCGCUCAACACACACGCUCCGUCGUCACUAUCGCCAUCUAGCGCGCGGAGCAGUCAAAUAGCGCUCACCACACGCUCCGCGGUCACCAUCGCAAUCCUUGACCGCACGGACGCUACCACCUUGCGUACACUGCGGUCAACGCAAACGCGGCGGUCACAGCGGUCGCCAGCGCAGAAGCAGAAAGUCACGUUCCUCCUGCUUUCUAUCCUCAACGUAUUCUAGUCUAUUAUGCGGCAUAAAUUUAUUUAUGUUUGCAACUAAUGUAAUGUUAUCAUAAUUCGUAUUUAAGGACAUUUAUUAUUAUGUAUUUUAUUAAACGAAAUGUAUAUUUUAUUAAGUGUUGUGUGUAAGCUUAGCCAAGAAGUAGUACAUAAAUCAGUCCACCUCCUAGGCACUGUCUGACAGCUUCUCGAAGAUGCUGGCCAUCUGACUCGAACGAAUUCGCGACGCAUUCCAAAACCAGUAUUUUU